This is a messenger RNA of Branchiostoma floridae (Florida lancelet), 534 nucleotides long. RefSeq names its product smoothened homolog. Gene Ontology annotation, biological process: central nervous system development; positive regulation of smoothened signaling pathway; commissural neuron axon guidance. The coding region runs from base 1 to 519 and encodes 172 amino acids. Gene Ontology annotation, cellular component: cilium; plasma membrane; dendrite. Gene Ontology annotation, molecular function: patched binding. The transcript is spliced from 3 exons. Lineage: Eukaryota; Metazoa; Chordata; Leptocardii; Amphioxiformes; Branchiostomatidae. The record is from RefSeq and is a predicted model, not a curated record.
AUGGCAGCGCCAAACUCCUCGGAGAUUACUAGUACUCUCCCUCUCCAAGCAGAGGAGACCACAGAGAGAAUGGAAGUUGAAGUUGAGGACGAGUCCACGCUCGUGGGUCCUGUAGCAGAUUCAUGUACUGGUGGUUGUGAGCGCCCUUUGGUGGAAACAGACAAUGAGAAAAGCUUCUACGAAGGUGUUGAAGGCUGUGGGAUCCAGUGUCAAAAUCCACUCUUCACAGACGCUGAACAUGAGCGCAUCCACAAGUUCAUCGCUGGGUUUGGAGCCGUGACUGUUGUUUUUACAUUCUUCACUUUGGCUACAUUCUUGGUGGACUGGAAGAACUCUAGCCGCUACCCGGCCCUCAUCUUGUUCUACAUCAAUGGCUGCUUCUUUGUGGGCAGCAUCGGUUGGCUGGCUCAGUUCAGCGAGGGAGCGAGGGAUGACAUCGUUUGUAGAUCAGAUGGGACCAUGAGAAUUGCAGAACCCAGGUACAUGUGUCAAUCUUCUUCUGUAGUAAGUCAACUAUAAACAGACAUCCAUGGA